AUGAAGGUUUUUCUUGGACUACUUGCCCUUUUGGGUCUUGCCCAUGCUGAAGAGAAGAAGGGACCACUUGUUACUGAUAAGGUCUUCUUCGAAAUGACCAUGGGAGGCGAAGACAUCGGUACCAUCGAGAUCGGCCUCUUCGGCAAGACCGUCCCCAAGACCGUCGAGAAUUUCUACACCCUCGCCGCUGGCACCAAGGGAUUUGGCUACGCUGGCUCCAAGUUCCACCGAGUUAUCAAAGACUUUAUGAUCCAAGGUGGUGAUUUCACUCGAGGAGAUGGAACAGGCGGCAAAUCUAUUUAUGGAGAAAAAUUCGCUGACGAGAACUUCAAGCUCAAGCACUACGGCGCUGGCUGGCUCUCAAUGGCCAACGCUGGAAAGGACACCAACGGCUCCCAGUUCUUCCUCACCACCGUCAAGACCCCAUGGCUCGAUGGACGACACGUUGUCUUUGGCAAGAUCCUUAGUGGAAUGGAUGUUGUCCGAAAGAUCGAAGGAACCAAGACCGGCGCGCAGGACCGACCCGUCAAGGACUGCGUCAUCAAGGCCUCCCGACACGAAGCUGUCGCCGAGCCCUUCGCCGUCUCCAAGGAGCCCGUCAAAGAAUAA
Molecule: messenger RNA, 609 nt
Organism: Oikopleura dioica
Lineage: Eukaryota; Metazoa; Chordata; Appendicularia; Copelata; Oikopleuridae
Source: the annotation of a GenBank genome assembly